This is a messenger RNA of Drosophila navojoa, 3548 nucleotides long. RefSeq names its product Serine_rich_CAS and FAT-like_CAS_C domain-containing protein p130CAS (gene p130CAS). Gene Ontology annotation, biological process: cell migration; cell surface receptor protein tyrosine kinase signaling pathway. The record is from RefSeq and is a predicted model, not a curated record. NCBI's taxonomy places the organism in Eukaryota, Metazoa, Arthropoda, Insecta, Diptera, Drosophilidae. Gene Ontology annotation, molecular function: protein binding. Gene Ontology annotation, cellular component: plasma membrane; cytoplasm.
UAUUUUGUUGCCUGCUGCCGAGCGGAACGUGUUGAGCGCUUUGUGCAGAGUUUGAUUUCGUCUUUUCGUUCGUUUUCGCUGUGAAGCUGGGUUUUCUUGCGGGCGAUUAGAAACGCUAGCGAGUCGCGACAAUAAGAAAGCAGCGAUAAAAAUCGCUAAACAUCGGCAAAAAUAAUACGGUGUUUUUGUUGUUAUUGUUGAUGUUGCCGUUGUAGUUGUGGCAUCUUUUGUUUAAAAAGCUACGCGAAUUGAUUUUUAUUAGCGAUUCGUUCGGCGCAUUUCGUGUGGCCCCCGUGCAAAACUUGAAUUUUAAAGCUGAUUCCGCGAAAAAACAAAAAGAAGAAAAAACUCAAAGUCAAAGCGAAAAGCUAAACCCCCGACCCAAAAAAAAAAGUCAAAUUCAUAUGCUGAUGCGAGCAUUGUGCUGAUAUAUACAUAGAUACAAGAUAUAAGAUACAUGUGAAGUGCACAAGAGUUGAGAUACUUGAACUAUAUUGUCCUGGAUUAAAUAUACAUUAGAGUAUCUCUACUAAUUGAAACAUGAAGCAAAGCUGCAAUUGAUUUAUCCGCCUCAAUUUACGAUCCCAUACAAAAUGCUGGACAAACAAAGCGCCAUCUCGAUGUCUGGCUCCUGCUGCAGCUCGAAUGCAACCAAUGCGGACCUGGACUACGAUGUGCCCGUCUCACGGCGCAUUCACAUUAAAUCGAAGCUUUAUGCCAAGGCCAUUUACGACAAUGAAGCGGAUAUGUCCGACGAGCUGUCCUUCAAGAAGGGCGACAUCCUUACAGUCAUCGAGCAGGACACCGAGGGCAUCGAAGGCUGGUGGCUAUGCUCGCUGCGCAACAGACAGGGUCUGUGUCCCGGCAAUCGGUUGCGCAUCUUAAACUCCUACGACUCGGGCUGCUUCUCGCCCUCGCCGGCCAGCUCGCCGAUUCCAUCGCUGGCGGCCAGCACAGCGACCCUAAACAGUUCCAUCUGCUCGGCGGAGAUCUAUGAGAAUGGCUCCAUGCUGAACGCCAGCGCCGCGGCAGCGGACACACAAUCCACCAACUCAACCUCGUCGGGCGGCCAGGGCCGAGGCGGACGCCGAUCGUGGCACGUAUCACCGAAUAAGGUCAUAACGCCUCAGCGGCACGGGGAUGAGUACAUCUACAACUGUUUUCCUGGUACAUUGUGUGGGGCAACGUCGCGUUCACCGAAUCCGAAUACGCAGCAGAUCUACAGCAAUCAGAACAUCUAUCAGAACCUAAGCAUGAUGAUGGGCAACGGGUCGCUGGGCAACGGCAGCGAGUUCGAGACCUACGAUAUACCCAAGCCGGCGACGCCUGUGCAAUUCAAUUACGACGGGCCCGGCGGCCGAGCAGUGGGCGUGCGCACGCCCACGACGGGCUCGGCUUUGGGCGCACGCUUCGAUUCGCUGAAGAGCGUCGAAGAGGAGUCCUACGAUGUGCCACGCCCACUACUAUCACAGCAACAGCAGCAGCAGCAGCAGCAGCAGCAUACAUUGACGCCCAGUAGCUCGGCGUCGUCUCUGCUAACCAGCGAUAGCUUGUCCUUGAGCUUCUCCAGCUCGAAUCGCAGCUCGCUGGCAAAUAUGCCCGACUACGAUAUACCGCGUCGUCAUCCGCUGCCCGUGCGGCCAGUUCAGCGCCCGCUCGCCUCCGCCAGCCAUGAGUUCUCUCUGCCGCCGCUGCAGGAGCAGACGAGCAUCGUCAGCAAUGCGAGCAAUGCGAGCAGCGCGAGCAACGGCAGCCAGGUGAGCGCAGUGAAGGAGCUGCCCCUGGAACUGAACUCGGCGCUGGAAACGCUGGCCAAGCUGCAGUCGGAGACAACGAUGGCCAUCACGCGUCUGCUCAGCUUCGUGGUGCCGCACUGGCGCACGCCCGAGCAGCUGGAGAAGCACAUAAUGGAACUGAAGCUGGCGGCACUGCGUCUGCGCACAGCUCUGCACGAUCUGACCGAGUUCGGUGAGGGAGCAUUGGGUAAUGCCCAGAACUCAGAGGAUCGCAAUUUGGCCCUGAAGCUGAGGCCUUUGGUGCGUGCGUUGCGCGAUGCCAACAAGCUGAUACAGGACUCCUCGGAGGCGCUCGACGGACAGGGCGGCUGGUCAGUGGAGCAGCUGGCGCGCAGCGAUGACAAGCACGGCUGCCGGCCGCCCGAUAGCCUGGAUCAGCUGAUCGCCUGCGCCCAGACACUCACCGAGGACGUGCGCUCCACCACCAGCUUCAUCCAGGGCAAUGCCUCGCUGCUGUUCAAGCGACAGCUGCCGGCGGAUCAACUACUCAACAGCCAGAAUGGUGGCGAGAGCCACGUUGCUGGUGGGCGGGGCAGUGCCGAGUGGCUGGAGGACUACGACUAUGUGGCCUUCGAGUCCAAGGAUGCGGCGGCCAAGAAGAAUCAAGCACUGAGAGACGCUAUACCCGCCGGAAUGAAAACCCAAUUCGAUUGCGCUUUGAAGAUCGCCGAGUCCACAGCCAUGGGCAACGCGCCAACGGUGCCGACCACGCCCACAGCCAGCGUGCCCCAGCCCAAUAGGUCACCGGAGCUGACGGACAAGGAUAAGAAGGUGGUGCGCUACUACGCUCAACAGAUUUCCACGCACAUGGCGAAUCUCCUGCGUGCCAUUGACUCCUUCUUGGAGACCGUCGAGAAGAAUCAACCGCCGAAGUAUUUCAUAGCCUAUGGCAAGUUUGUGGUCGUCAGUGCCCACAACCUGGUGACCAUUGGCGACAAUGUGCAUCGCAAUAUCUCCAAGGAGGCGCUGCGCGAGAAAAUCCUCCUUUGCACCAAUGCCCUGUCGGACGCAUUGAAGACUUGCGUGCUGAAGUCGAAGAAGGCAGCGGCGCACUUUCCAAGCGGCAGUGCGGUUCAGGAAAUGGUCGAUUCGGUGGUGCACAUCAAUAGCUUGGCGCGUGAACUGAAAACCGUUAUGCUGCAGGCCGUCAAACUGUCGGCGGCCGAUGGAUCCUAAAGAGGCGAGCGCGACUAGGCUUACAAAGUCUUCCAGGCUGGCAGCUGGCAAAUGUUCCUUACGGCUUAUCGGAAUUGGCAUAUCCCAGCACGCAUCGAUACUCGAUAUAUGAUUUGCAUUGUGAUAUUUUCAGAAAAUGCACAGAGCUACACCCAGAUCGUUGCCACGAUCUCCCCAUAUAUAUUAUUUAUAUAUAUACGGCUACAUUCAUAUGUAUAUAUAAUACGAUUAAUACAUACAUAUUGAACUACGAUUACGAUUACGACUUAAGUUAUAUUUAUUUUUAGCUUGUAGGUUUUAUUUUUAAUUGAGGUCUCUGUAUAUAGCGAUUAUAAUUGUAGUUUACGUUUUUUGUACAUUUGUAUUUCAAGUGUUGUAUCAGUGAAGCAUUUCAGCAGAUCUAUUUUGUGAAUGUAUAUCGUAGAAAUUGCUUUAAUGCAUUUACAUUUGCAUAACUAUAAUCGAUCAUAAUUAGCAUACAUGCAUACAUAUAUAUCUAUAUCCAUACAUAGUCAAAAUCUGUAAGAUUUGCAAUGAACAUUUUCGUUUGUGCAAGGCAAUAGUCAGCAAUAUACA